AUGGUCAAGUUCGCGUGGGCUUUGCCCCUCUUUCUGGCUCAGGCCUCCUUCGGUCGCCCUUUCGGAGAGAUCGACCCUGAUGAAAUAGGCUUCACGCUCUGCGGAACAGAUCACAGAGAUGGAGAGCAGUAUGCCCGCGACGAUCUUUUUGUCUUAGAGUCCAUGCACAAGGACACCGCCGUGUUUAAGGAAAAAGAGCCGAUCCGCAUCCCCGUCAACAUUGUCCUCGUCGGGAACAGAAAUUACAGGAGUUUCUUCCAGAAUAAAACCACUGCCAUCGAGGCAGCCUAUACCAAAUACCGCAGCGUCGGCUUCGAGUUCGGCCCGUUCUCCUAUGAACACGUCGACGAAGUUGGCAGCCAGCACAGAUUCAGGAUAUGGGGAAACGUCACCUCGGCCUUGGUCCGCGCCUACCGUCGCGGCGGAGCGGACACGCUCAACGUGUUCCUGGUCCCCGCGAACCUGGGAACAUACGGCUUCGCCAACUUCCCGUGGGCCCUCCUUGACGCACCCACAAAGCGCCGGGGCCUGGAGUUUCCCCUGGCCAGUGACGCUGUCAUCAUUGCCACGAACGGCCUGACAGAGGCCAUGCUUGAGAAGCUGGUGGUGCACGAGACGGGCCACUGGCUCGGCCUUUAUCACACGUUCCAAGGCGGUUGCGAGGGCAACGAUGACCAGGUUGAGGACACUCGUCGGCAGCACAUGAAACCUGGCUUCCAGAAUACUUGCAAUGAAACGCAGAACUCGUGUCCCUUGCUGCCUGGAUACGACCCCGUUCGCAACUACAUGACUUACACUGGAUGGUGA
Colletotrichum aenigma is the source of this 807-nucleotide messenger RNA. RefSeq names its product Extracellular metalloprotease. The record is from RefSeq and is a predicted model, not a curated record. Lineage: Eukaryota; Fungi; Ascomycota; Sordariomycetes; Glomerellales; Glomerellaceae. Gene Ontology annotation, molecular function: metallopeptidase activity. The transcript has 2 exons. Bases 1 to 807 code for a protein of 268 amino acids.